UUCUGUCCGGGGGAAGUAGGGAGAGUCGUCGACAAUUUGAAACUGAACGUACAUUUAUCCCAGCAGGACAGACUGACGAAGAUUUGCAAAUGAGUGAUUUACCCAUGAGGUGUAAAAAUGGGACAGUGAGAGGGCCAAGAAUUAACGGCAAAACCAAACAAAGUAACUCUAUGAAUGCUGGAAUUAAUUGGCAUGCAAAUAAUAACAACAAUAAUAAUAAUUGUAAAUUAGAAGAAAAUGAGGAAGUAAAAUUUGAAAAAGAUUAUUCUGAUUUUAUGUCGACCUCUUUUUUGUCUGGCACUAAUUUAAUUAAUUUGGAUGAAAAUUUAAAUGAAAGGGGAGAGGGAGAAAAUAAUAAAAAUAAGGAGGAAAUUGAAAGGAGAAGGGCAGAAAGUACAGGAUCUAAGUUAAGAUUUACUUAA
Meloidogyne enterolobii is the source of this 422-nucleotide messenger RNA. NCBI's taxonomy places the organism in Eukaryota, Metazoa, Nematoda, Chromadorea, Rhabditida, Meloidogynidae. The record is from the annotation of a GenBank genome assembly.